AUGAUUACAAGUUAUAAGAAUUUUCUAUAAUUAAAGAAAAGUUUUUUUUUGUAAAUGUAUAAUGGGCUGAAUAGCUCAUUGAAAAAAAUAUUAAAUAAUAAACUAAAAAUUACCUACACUUUAAAAUUAUAUAAAAAGCAUUGGUAAAAAUGGAAGGAGAAAAAAUUUUGAUGGCAGCUGGUGUUACUGCUGCUAUGGUUGUUGGUGCUUUUGUAUUUUGGGGACCUUCCGGAUCAUCAAGAUUACGUCAAAGACGUGGUCAAAUAGCAGGUUUACAUAAUUUUGGUCGUACAUGUUUUCUUAAUACAUUACUUCAAGCAUUAGCAGCAUGUCCUCAAUUUAUUGCAUGGUUACAGUUACAUAAUGGUGCGUCAGACAAAAAAAGUCUGAUAGCUUCUUUACUUAAUACAUUAGAAGUAAUCAAUGGUACACAUCCAACUCUACGUGGUGAUCCAUACUCACCUGGCGCUGUAAUCCGUGCUCUAAAUUCAUUAGGUUGGAUUAUACCGCCGGAUGAGCAUGAUGCCCACGAGUUAUUACAUGUCAUAUUAACAUCUUUAGAAGAGGAGGCUAUUCGACCUCCUAAAACGGUUGGAUGUUUAUCAGAUGCUUUGAAUAGUCAACAACAAUGUAAAGGACUAACUGAAAGACCUUCAAGUGCAAUGUUAUCUGAUUUUAUGAAUGCUGAAGAAUAUAGUGAAUCAUCUAAUUUAAAUAUAAUGCGGCAAGUUCGCUCUGAAGCUCAUACUCCUGAUUCUCCCUCAUCUGUUUGUGACGAAAAUGAAGAAGUGGCUUCAAUAAUGGAUAAUUGUGAUCCGACAAUGUCUCCAAAUUUAAGUUUGCAAUCGAGAAGAUCCAGAACUUUGCAAGGAUAUGGAAGGAAUAAUAUAAUGAUGGGAAAUGGGGCAACUGGAGAUGUUAGAGAUUUGGGGAAUAACCCUUUAAGUAAAAAAAAUUCGAUGUCUUGUAGAUCUUUGGAAAGAUUGAGCAGGGGCCCAGGAAGAGUUUCGAUUUGGUCAGAUCGAGGCCCUACUCAAGUACCACAUCCUUUUCAAGGUGCAAUGGGAAGUCAAUUGGUUUGCAGUGGUUGUGGUUAUAAAUCGCCAGUGCGUUAUGACAAAUUUGAUAGCAUUUCUCUCAAUUUACCAGAAGACAAGCGAACCGGGCUGAGCUUGGCGCAUUUAUUAAGUGAAUAUAUUACUCCAGAAAAUAUAAAUGAUGUUCAAUGCGAAUCAUGUAAUGAAACAACUAAUCAUACAAAAUCUGUUACAUUUGCCAAAUUACCUUCAUGUCUGUGCAUACAUAUUCAAAGAACUAUUUGGUCGCCCACUGGAAAGACUUGUAAAAGAUUAGAUUAUGUUCAUUUUCCGGAGAGCCUUUCAAUGGCUCCAUACAGUUUUGUUCAACCACAUUUGAAUAGUCAGGCGAAUACCCCUUUUGGAUCAACGUUAUCUUUAUUUUCUGGAAGUCUUCCGACAAAUGGAGAUUUUCCAUUUGGCGGAAGUUUUGGUAGUGGAUUUGGUAGCGGUUUUGGCAGUGGAUUCGGAAGUGCAUUUGGUGGUGCAAGUGGAAAUGGUGGUCCAUAUAGUUUUGGGCCAAUGUUUCCACGCAAUUUAUAUAGAUUAUUAGCAGUUGUUGUCCAUUCCGGUGAGGUUAACAGCGGGCAUUUUGUGACAUACAGAAGAGGAGCUUUACGAAAUUCCCAUAGGUGGUAUUAUACAUCAGAUACAAUUGUUAAAGAAGUUUCAAUAGAUGAAGUUUUAAGUAUUCCUGCUUAUAUGUUAUUUUAUGAUCGUGGACCACAAAAAAUGGGAAUGAAAUAAGAUCUCGCAUUUAUUUAAGCAAAAUAAUAUUACUCAAAUAUUUGUACACAUUAAAAACCAAAAACCAAGCUGAUUUUUUUUUUUUUUUUUUUUGAUUAUAAGCUGUAAAAUUUUUUUUGUUCUUUAUCGACGUCAAAUGAUUUAAUAAUUUCAAUUGAUUCAUUUAAUUUUUUUAUUUGAUUUUUUUUUUUUAAGUCACAUUUCAUUAACAAUCAUUUAAAAUAUAAGUUAAAUAUUUAUAUGCAAUAAUUUUUAUACUUUUAUUAUCUAGGCCAGUCAUUUUUUAUGAAAUUGAUUUUGAAUUAUUAUGAUUUUUAAUAGAUUUUAUUAAAAUUAAAAAGUAGUAUUUAUUUUCAUUAAUAAAAAAGGAAAAAAAAAAAAAAACAGAAAAUUAAUUGUUACCAAUUUUCUUAUGAUAUAAUAAAAUGAAUGAC
Condylostylus longicornis is the source of this 2257-nucleotide messenger RNA. RefSeq names its product ubiquitin carboxyl-terminal hydrolase 30 homolog (gene Usp30). Gene Ontology annotation, biological process: protein deubiquitination. Bases 150 to 1823 code for a protein of 557 amino acids. Gene Ontology annotation, cellular component: cytosol; nucleus. The record is from RefSeq and is a predicted model, not a curated record. Gene Ontology annotation, molecular function: cysteine-type deubiquitinase activity; cysteine-type endopeptidase activity. The transcript is spliced from 6 exons. Lineage: Eukaryota; Metazoa; Arthropoda; Insecta; Diptera; Dolichopodidae.